This is a messenger RNA of Racocetra persica, 669 nucleotides long. The record is from the annotation of a GenBank genome assembly. NCBI's taxonomy places the organism in Eukaryota, Fungi, Glomeromycota, Glomeromycetes, Diversisporales, Gigasporaceae.
AUGAUCUUUGUCAGUAUUUCCUUAAAGUUAAGAGCACCAGAGCCCACAGAAUUGGUUGAGGAAAUACAUAAUACUAAUAAAUCUAUUGAAGAGGAUACAUCGCUUGAAACGCCAUUAACGGAGGAUGAAAAGAUUAAUAUAAAAUAUUGUCAAGAGAAAAUAUGUAGAUUCUUAUUUCCAUAUCAGCAACCAGAGCAAGAGACUCGCGCAAAUGUUCAUACUCGCACUUACACGCAAUUAGCACGAUCUCUAAACCGUACAUUUGUCCUAGCAAACGUUGGAGAAUCCCAUGUCAAAGCAUGUUCUCUAUAUGAGUUUGAUUUUUAUUAUAAUAUGAAAGUAUUUAAAAAACAGUAUCCAGAUAUUCGUUUUAUAACACAAGAAAAAUUUCUUAACUGGACAAAAGAAAGAAAAAUCCGACCAAUUGCACAACAUUCGUGGAUGAUCAACGAUCGUGUAAAUAGAACUAAUCGUGAAAAAAAAAUUAUGGGAGUUGAAGAAGGUGUUAAACCUGAAAGAUCCUAUUGCAUAGACCAAUUUAAAUUAAACAUCACAAAUUAUAAAGAAUUUCAUGCAGGGAUUGAAAAUUUAGAUGAAUUAGGCAAAGAAGUAAUGUUCAAAUUGGUUACAAAUACUCUAAAUGCUCCUCCUAUGACAGAAGAAUAUGAA